This is a messenger RNA of Aedes albopictus (Asian tiger mosquito), 10643 nucleotides long. RefSeq lists its product as uncharacterized. The record is from RefSeq and is a predicted model, not a curated record. The transcript has 2 exons. The coding region runs from base 9266 to 10264 and encodes 332 amino acids. NCBI's taxonomy places the organism in Eukaryota, Metazoa, Arthropoda, Insecta, Diptera, Culicidae.
GGCCUCAAACACACAGAGUCAAAUAUUUGGGGGGAGCUGCUUACCUAAUCUUCCGGCCUAUCACAUCUUGUAAUUUUUAUACUCCUGUAUAUUAAUGAUCGAGAUGUGACACGUGGGGCUGAAAGGGCACUGAUUAUCUGACGAUCCAAUUUGCCCGGAUAGUGUGUCUAGGGCAAUGUGGUAAAAGUAAGGUGAAGAGAUCAUUUCACGUACUACACAAGAGUUUGUAUGUGUUAGUGCACGAGUUAUGUUGUAACAUAGCAAUCCCUAACCUCCCCUUACCGAUUAACAGUGUCUGACGUCAUACAAGCUGUUAUUAAUGUUCUCCACACGCUAAACAGUUUUACGCCAAAGCUAUUGGUAAGCUUUAACAUUCACUUUAUAUUAACCGCCACUCACCUACUAUUCAUUCAUUCUUUACAAUGCAGUUUUGAAUAACAUGCAUUCCAUUUAAUAAUUCAAAAUUGAGAUCGAAUUACUAAAACAUGCUUCAAUAUUAAUUUUGAAGAGUAAUUUUGGUACGAAUGAACACAAUUUUGCGAUAAUGGUGUUUAGCGUGCAGUGCAUUGCACAUUGUGUCUAGGGCUCCCAUCAACACAGCAUAGAAAAUCAGGACAUUUCAUGUAAUUUCUUCAAAAUGAGUAGAACUCAUCAGAUUUGUUAAGAAAUUUUGACCGAAAUUAGUAGAAAAUCAGAACAUGUCCUGCAUAAUCAGGACAAAUGGUAAUUCUAUGUGUGUCUCAGAAGAUUAUUCCAAAUAAUAUUCCGUCAAAGUAUCACAAAAGAGUAUUGUGAACAGUUUGCAGUAUACACUAAAUCCUUUUUUACACGACUUUUUUUUACGCGAUUUUAUUCUGCACGAUUUUUUUUACGUGAUUUUCUCGAAGUUACGCGACUUUUUUUUACGCUAUUUUGGUUAUUUGCGGAGGGCAAAUCGCGUAAAAAAAGAUUUCCCUUUGAUUUUUUUUACGCGAUUUCACGAAGUUACGCGAACUUUUUUUACACGAUCUUUUUUUGCGCGGACGCAUCCAUCGCGUAAAAAAGGAUUUAGUGUAGACGGAAUUGAGUUGAUCUCUGAGCUGUAGAUACAAGGCCAAGUUCCCCUGGCAAGGUAUUAUCAGGUAUCAGAAGGCCGGCUCCAGAGGCACGUUAUCCUCCAUUUUGGACAUUUGUGACAUCGCCAUACAUUUAAGCCUAUUUCGUCAUUUACCUGAGGGAGAAUGGGACUAGGGAUGGGAAUUAGGAAACGGAAAGGUGAUGAAAUAGGAAGGGGUGCCCUGGAUGAGGGAAUAAAUGCAUAAGCGUAACGAGAGCCCAUAGCCCAUACCACAACGGGUUUAAUCAGUGCCCUGAAAAGGACACUGUAAAACGCAUAAGGGUAAAGAGAGCCUAUAGCUCAUUGGAGGUAGCUUGUGACGUCAUGCGACUUUCAAUGUGACAUUGAAAGGCAUGUCAUCGAAAGCAUCCUCAAUGUUCAAGAAAUCACGCAAGCAAAAACUACGUUUGAGCGAGUACUUUCUUGAAACGUAACAACUUUGUGUAAAAGAGUCACUGUGGGCAUCCCAAAUUGGGAGGCAUGUGAGUUCAGAUGAAUAGGCAUGUUAGCCAGGUAUCAGGUAUCAGAAGGCCGGCUCCAGAGGCACGUUAUCCUCCAUUUGGGACAUUUGUGUCAUCGCCAAAAUAACAGCCUAUUUCAUCAUCUACCUGAGGGAAAAGGAAGGAAAAAGGAUUUGGAUGGGGAUAGGGACAGGUAGGGAAAUAGGGAAAAUACCAUGGAAGAGGGUACUAACGCACAAGCGUACCACAAUGGGUUCAAACAGCGCCCUAAAAAGGGCACUGUAAUAACGCAUAAAGCGAAAGAGAGCCUAUAGCUCUUUACCACAGCGGGUUAAGAACAACAGAAUAUCCUGAAGAUUCAGGUUUCUGAAGUCAGUUUCACUUAAUAAGUGUUUACCGAAUAUUCGGAAACGCAGUUGCGCAAAAACUGGACAGUUACAUAUCAAAUGAUACGAAGUUCCAUAAUCGGAUUCACAGCUAUCACAUGCAAAUGAAUCAGCUUGCAGAAUAUUCGCCAUGUGAUAGCUGAGUCGGCAGUGGCCAGUCAAUGCUUUGACCAGAAUGCUGCAAUUCUGCUUUGACAGAUUUGUAAGAUACUUCGCCACCCUUGGAGAUAGCUCAGUACAAUACAAUUUGGUUUGACGACAUGACUCCAAACUAUUCCAGUAUUGUCUGUGUUGAGUGGCAGCCCAGGUGUUAAUCUGAAGCUUUACCCAACACUUCGAUAUCGAAAUAGCUGGCUCAGGGCCAAUGAAGUCAUGUGAUGCUCCAGUGCAAGCUAACUCAUCAGCCAAUUCAUUUUCAGCGAUGGAAUAAUGGCCAGGUACCCAUACAAUGUGAACAGCGUUUGCUGUAUUCAGCUCCUCGAUUUGAGUUCGUCUAGCGAUAACUAUCUUCGACCUGGAGUUGGCCGAAACAAGUGCUUUAACGAAAAAACGAAAUCGUAAUGGUGUUCAACCUUUGCGUCUCUUUGAUUCUGAAAUCAAUGUGACUGAACAGGUAAAGUACGUUGGUGUCAUUCUUGAUUCCAAGCUUUCCUGGACACAUCAUAUUGAGUUCAAAAUCAAGAAAGCUUGUAUGGCCCUCGGGCAAUGCCGGCGAACCUUUGGUACAACUUGGGGUCUAAAAGCCAAGUAUAUCAAAUGGAUUUACACAACUGUUGUUCGACCAAUAUUGGCUUAUGGAUGUCUUGUGUGGUGGCAAAAAAGCGAAGUGAGAACGGUCCAAUCAAAAUUAGGCCAUCUCCAAAGGAUGUGCUUAAUGGCGAUGUCUGGAGCGUUCUCCUUAACUCUCACGGCAGCGCUCGAAGUUCUUUUUGACAUUAUCCCACUACACAUUUAUCUCAAACAAGAAGCACUUUCUUGCACCUACCACAUGUAGGUUUACUCGGUUUACUAAAAGAAACUCCUGUGAACCGCAGUUCAACACAAACCUCGUUGUUUCCACUUCUGGUGAAUUGAGACAACAUUGUCCUUGCUCCAAGUGAUCUUACAAUUGCUUGUAAUUUUCCACAUAGGACAUUUUCCACGAAAUUCCCUUCCCGGGAAGAGCGGACAUCUGGAUAUCUGGAAAGAAGUAUUUCAGACGGCAUCGUAUGUUACACUGAUGGCUCCCUUCUCGAAGGUCGAGCAGGUGCUGGUGUUUAUUCUCGUGAGCUAAGACUGCACCAGUCUUACUCACUUGGUAGACACUGUACCGUUUUUCAGGCCGAAAUAUUUGGUCUUAUGAGCGUAGUGCAAUCAGCGCUUCAGCAGCACGUAAUGGGCAAAGUGAUACAUGUACUUUUGUUCAGAUAGCCAGGCUGCUAUCAAUAGAUAAUAGCAAUAGAUAAGAACAAUAGAUGUUUUACUCGGGUUUACCGAAAGGCCAUAUUGGCGACACCAGCCCUCAACUACCUGAAGAACGUUUUGCAUUAGGUCGGAAAGGGUGCUGAUGCACAUACCGACUAACAAUGUUAGGUAGUCGUCAGCAAAACCAUAAGUAGGAAAACCGAUAUCACAGAGAAACAGACGUCACACUCUACUCGAUUCUCAUCGAUUACUUUUUUUAACGGUUGAUUCAAAUAUUCGGUAGUUUGUCAAUUGAUCAAUCGCGGCACUGGCAUCGUUUUUGCUCCUGUUUGACGUUUGCUCACUACCGCCAUCUAGUGGUGGCUUGUCCAAACAUGGCAUGAUUAGCAUUGGGCGAUUACGAUUUCGUGACGAUGAUUUUUCAUACAAUUUGUUCUAAGUGUUACGUCUGUUUCUCUGUGCCGCUAUUAUUGAGUUGCCUCAAUAGCGUAUCUGCUACGAGAUUCCACAAAAGUGGUGAUAAGACUCCCCCUUAAUUAAUUAAUAUCUUUAUUAAAGAGACUUUCAGCCCUUGGCUGGUUCGUCUCUAAGACUCCCCCUUGGGGGCAUCCACAAACACUCAAUUUCCUAAACGCCGCUUGACGCAAUGUCACGAAAAGAUGUCGGUUUUUGAGCAUUUGGUGAAUCCAAUUGGAAAUUAUUGGAGAUACACCAUGACCCCGUGCGGCUUCCAAUAUGGCAUCGGAAGGCACGUUGUCAAAGGCACCCUCGAUAUCUAAGAAAACCCAAACAAGAUUGCUUUUGAGCGAAUGCUUUCUCGAUAUCGUAAACAACUUUGUGUAAAAGAGUCACAGUGGAAUUACCAGAUUGGUAGGCAUAUUGGUUCACAUGAAGAGGCAUGUUGGCCAGAUGAACAUCACGGAUGUGAUGAUCCACAAUGCGUUUUAAGCAUUUCAGAAGAAAAGAGGUCAAACUGAUAGGUCUGAAACUUUUUGCUUCUUCAUACGAUGCACGACCCACUUUCGGAAUAAACUUUACAGUAAUAUUCCGCCAGGAUUUGGGAAUAUACCCUGUUCCAAACUGCAAACAAGUAUUUUUUGUUCAAAACAUGUUUGAAAUAAUCAAAUCCCUUCUGAAGCAAAAUAAGAUAAAUCCCAUCUGCCCAGGAGAUUUGAAAGAGCAAAUCUUGAUACGUUAUAGCGGUUUGACAUUUUUACCCAUAUAGAAGAAAAUAAGUCAAAUUUGCAAUACCGCACAAAAAUUACUAAAUGUGUUCUUCCAUUAAUCCACAUAGGCUCUAAUAUAUCUUAUUAUAUAUAUCUUGAGAAAAUAAGUAGAAAAUCUUUGGAUAUCAAAACUAAAAUGUAAUGACAAAGAUGUAAAAAAAUGAGUUUUUUUCAGGGAAAGACCCAAAAAUUGUCAAUGCAUCAUAACUUUUUCAACGUUCAAAAAGUACUUAUGUUUUGAAGACUUGUGAAGCAUUAAUAUAUUGUUGAUAAACGUUCAAAAUUUCAUUCGAUUCGGUUCACUGGCUUGCGAGAUGUGACAGUUAAAAAAAGUUGUUUCAAAAAUUGUGAUUUACCAGAACGGUUCUAACUUCGUGAAAGAUGAAUCGAGCUUAAAUUUGUACCAAUGAUGCACAUAUAAUAGGUUGACAAACAGUCAAAAUUUGAGAAUUUUUGAUGCAUUCUAUGAAAAGUUACAGAGCAUGUUGAACUUUUUUUGUGAGAUAAAAAAAAGUUACCUAUCCCAAACAUUUUGGCCACCGCCGUUUUCCGCACAAAAAAAUUCAACAUGAUGUAACUUUUCAUAGAGUGCAUCAAAAAAUCUCAAAUUUUGACUGUUUAUCAACUUGUUAUAUGUGCAUUAUUGGUACAAAUUUGGGCUCGAUUGAAUCAUUUUUCGCUAAAUUAGAACCGUUCGGGGAAAACACUAUUUUUUAGACAACUCAUUUUUGAGCUGUCAUAUCUCGGAAACCAGUAACCCGAAUUGAAUGAUUUUUUUAACGUUUAUCAACAAUAUUUUGGUACUUAAUACAACGUUAUAAAAUGUAAUAUUUUCUCAUGGCGAAUUAAGUUAUACCGAGUUGAAAUUUUUGCCCAUAUAGAGAAAAAAAAGUCAAAUUUACAAUACCACACAAACAUUACUAAACGUGUUCUUCUUUUAAUAUAAAUAGGCUCUAAUAUAUCUGAUUGAAGAUACCUUGAGAACAGGAGUGGAAAAUCUUUGGACAUCAACACUAAAAUUUAUUGACAUUGACGUGAAAAAAUUACAUUUUUUCGAGAAAAAUCCAAAAAGUGUCAAUCCAUGAUAACUUUUUUCAACGUUCAAAAAAUAUCUAUGUUUUAAUAGUUUGUGAAGCAUUUGUAAAUUGUUAGUGUACGUUCAAAAUUUCAUUGAAUUCGGUUCAUUGGUUUCCGAGAUAUGACAGCUCAAAAAUGAGUUGUCUAAAAAAUAGUGUUUUACCCGUACGCUUUUAACUUUGCGAAAGAUUGAUCAAUCGAGCCCAAAUUUGUACCAAUGAUGCACAUAUAAUAGGUUGACAAACAGUCAAAAUUUGAGAUUUUUUGAUGCACUCUAUGAAAAGUUAUAGCAUGUUGAACUUUUUUGUGAGAGAAAAAAAGUUGCCUAUCCCAAACAUUUUGGCCAUCCCCUGUACUUUCAGUCCUGAGCACAAAAUGAUGGCGCAUAGGACCGAAUUGAAAGAUCACCAGCCAUCGCCUUGAUCUGUGGCCACAGAGGACAAAUUUCUGUCGACUUGCUUUAUUUCGUUGUUGAGGCUGCGCGCGCCAUCAUGAGUCUCUGGAUCUGCCUUUGCUGCGAUGCCCCGCACGAAUUAUAUACCGCAGGCAUCUAAUGAUGAAGACCUGAGCAGUCGUUGAGUGUUCUCCACUGAUACACACCAAGUUUUACUGGCGUACAGUAGCACAGAUUUCACGUUUGUUGUCAUGUUUGGUUGUUUUUCCAUACAUUUGUUAAGCUCACAAAAGCAGCCCUCGCUUUCUUGAUCCGUACGCGUGCACCUACAGGGGAUAGACAAAAUGAUCGGGAUAGGUAAAAUUUUCACUUUUCAAAAAAAAUGUCCAAUUAGCUGUAUCUUUUCUAAAAGUCCAUCAAAUAUUCUCAAAUUUUCACUGUAAGCUGAUCAACUAGUUGUGUAUCAGUGGACAAAAUUUGGAAAAGAUCGGGCUUUUCUGCAUGAAGUUAUAAGCAUAUUAGAAAAAGGUAGAAUUAUCCGAUAGCCAACUUUGAGCUAUUAUAUCUCCGGAUUCAAUGAACCGAAUGCAAUGAAAUUUUGUCCAUUAAUGACUUAAAUAAUGGGCUCUGAAAAACGUUUGACUCAACUUGAAAUUAUUAACAAGAGAAAAAGUUAUAGCGAUUUCAUUAAUUUUAUGAAUUUUUAGUAAAUUAGAUUAUUUUUAAUAUACAUCUCAUUACUCUUUCAAUGAAUUGCCGCCUAUGUUGUUACUUUCUUUCAAAACAUAUAUGUAUUCAAGACAAUCAGAGGGAAUUUAAAUGUACUAUAAUUAGCAUCUUGAAUUUUAAACGAUGUUGAAAUUUAAGAAAAUUUGAUGUUUUAUUAGAAAAAUAAUCUAAUCGUUUCCAAGGGCUGAAAGUCUCUUUAAUAAAGACAAAUCAUUCAAUCAAAUCAGUUAUAAUUUUCUACUUUGUUAAGAAUAACAAGUUAAGUCAAAAGUUUUUCAAAGCUCAUUAUAUAAGUCAUAAAUGGUCAAAAUUUCAUUGCAUUCGGUUCAUUGAAUCCGGAGAUAUAACAACUCAAAGUUGGCUAUCGAAUAAUUAUAUCUUUUUUUAGAAUCUUUAUAACUUCAUGCAAAAUAGUCCGAUCUUUUCCAAAUUUUGUCCACUGAUACACAAAUAGUUGAUCAACUUACAGUGAAAAUUUGAGAAUAUUCGAUGCACUUUUCGAAAAGUUACAGCUAUUUGAAAAUGAUUUGAGAAGGGAAAAUUUUGCCUGUUCCGAUCAUUUUGUCUAUCCCCUGUAUGUCUAUCUUGGUGCCGCUAUCAAGUUAUUGGAAGUUUUUACGUUCUCCGCUGCUUGUCCAGCUAUCGUAAAGCUGGAAGAGUCGACUGUAUUUACAUCCAACGAUUUGGUCUUGUUGACGUUGGUGGUAAGACCCGCAGCAACGUCAUUAGCCAAUUCGAAGUCAUGGUAAUGGGCUGCCACAGCAAACGCACCUACCAGGAUCUCGUCGAUAUUACGAUAAAGAACACUAGCGGUGUUAGUAUGACGAAUUUCGCCCCAAAUCGUAUUCGGAGUUGGCAGCACCCUCUCAGAUUACAAUGAAACUUUCUGGGUAUGUACACCAAGACUAGAUAAGCCACUUUGCAUACUUAGUUUCUUCAAAAUUUAUCUGGACUGACUUUUGAAAAGGGCUAAACUUUUUUUAUGGAUUUUUUAAAAAUGUUUUUAAUCAAAAAAUGACUACUCCUACAAAAAAGUGUUGUAUGGGUGAUUAUCACAAAAUAAGUCAAAUUUUAAGAAAAAAAUAGUGAAAAAAAUCCAAAAUGAGCCCUACACUGAAAAAAAUCAUUUCUAAAAAUUCAAAGUUGAUUUAAAAAAAAACACCAUUUUUGAUUUUGAUGAAAUUUUGUCUCAAGACAGGUAAUUAUGUUCCCUACCAACCGUCCAUACAUCACAAGAUAGGCACUUUUAAGGAAAAAAAGUUUUUCUAACAAAAACUUUUUCAUGUCCAAAUUAUUAUUUUUUCAGUGUCUUUUUUUAAAAACAAACUAAACCAGUGAAGGUUAUCUAGUAAUCUCAAAAUGCAAUGAAACUUAUUGUGUCAUAUGCGACAAUGCAAUGCACCCAUAUUCACGCAGCAGCACUCUAGAAGUACGAAACAAUAUACAAUUAGAACACGCAUUUCAUACGUGCUGCUGUAAUUUCUACCCAAACGUUUCUACCCCAUGUUCUUACCUAAUAUUAGGUAAGGCUAUUUAUUAGAUUCGAACUACCUAAUCGAAAAAAAAAAAUCAAGGGUUGUACCUAAAGCAAAUAUGAACAAAACAAGAAAAUGAAUCGGUAUCAUUCAACGUGUUACUUCUCUUUGGUUAUUAAAGGCAGUUCUGAAAAGUAAUGGAUCAAUCGUAUAAAUCAAAAUUCAACAAAUUCAAGUGCAGUGCAAAAAUAAACAAUCCAAAGUGCAACCGUCAUAAUCUACGGGGCAUGUCAUUAAGAUUGAUAGAUAAGAUUCAUUCCAUGGGAUAUACACAUGAAAUCGACGAAUCGAUGAGUAUUUGUGAGUCAUGUCGUGGAUUGAUAAGUCACAACAGAAGCCCGAAUACGAAAAAACGCCGAUCGGAUGGAAACGACGAAACUAUGCAACCAUCAUUUAGUGGGCAGCAACAUCAUGAUGUUCCAGAAAGAGAACCGUCAACGAGUGGUCAAUAAAUCGAACAUGAGCUGGAUAUGGUACCAUCUAUUCCAUCAUUGGAGUCAAUUCCGUCAACAGAUCAACUACAGGGUCCCCAUAAUAUUGAGAAGUUUAAUACCAUUGCUGAAACAUUGAGUUUAUCGCCAAUCUCAUCUAGAAACAUGAGAAGUAUGGAAUAUCGCAUAAACAAAUCAUUGCAGAUUACGAAAGCAGUUCGAAAAAAUAUCUUCGGAAUAGAUUCAACGGAUGUUGGCAAAGUGGAGGCGUAUGACGAGAUAAUUAUGCAGCUAAAGGAUAAGUUCAAUCACUCUACAACUGACAGAAGCGAACAGAUUAAAAUACUAUCUGUACUUCCUAAGUCUUGGUCGGUAAAUAAAAUCACAAGAGAGUUUAACGCACCAAUGUAUAUGGCGAGGCAGGUGAAGGAUCUUGUUUAUGAACAGGGUAUUCUUUGUACCACCGAAAAAAGAAGGGGGCAUGGUAUUGAUGACGAUACAAAACAAAUAGUAAGAGAAUUUUUUGAUGAUAAUGAUAUCAGCAGGCCAAUGCCAGGAACAAAUGAUUUUGUUUCUGAGGUUCGAAAUGGAAAAAAAACAACAAGUUCAAAAACGACUUUUGAUGAUGUCGCUCAAAGAGGCUUAUAUGAUUUUUGUAGAUAUGUACAAAACUGUGAAUAUUGGUUUCACAGUAUUUACACAGUUGCGACCAAAGCAUUGUAUUUUAGUUGAUUCUACUGGUAUACAUAAUGUAUGCAUAUGUACUAUUCAUGAAAAUGUAAAUUUAAUGUUCAACAGUAUAAGAAUUGUGUCACAAGAUGAAAUAAUACAAAAAAUGCUUUGCGAUAUUUCCACCAGAACAGAUAAUUGCUUUUUCCGUGCUUGUGAAAAGUGUGCUUGUAAUGAACACAUUGAAGAGGAACUUACAUUGAUAUUAGAAUCAAAUGACAAAGAAGAGAUUAUAUUUCAGCAGUGGUUGAAUACUGAUCGCUGUAAUUUAGAAACGAUUAUUAAACCUGUUGAUGAAUUUGUUCCGUAUCUUGUUGAUAAAAUUGACAAACUUAUAACACACGACUUUAUUCAUAAACAACAAUCAUCAUUUCUCAUAAAUAAAAAAGAUACAUUAAAGGAUGAUGAAAUUCUUGCGAUUUGUGAUUUCUCUGAAAACUAUUCAUUCAUAAUUCAAAACGCUGCUCAAGGAUAUCAUUGGAACAACUCGCAAGCAACAAUACACCCAUUUGAAAUUUACUAUAUUAAAGAUAAUAAACUUGUAAAUGUUAGCUUCAUUAUCAUAUCGGAAGUAAUGGCUCACGAUACAGUUGCGGUCCAGUUGUUCAUCUCAAAAAUGAUAGAUUUUAUGAAACAAUUAACGAACUUUUCUAAAAUUUAUUUUAUGUCUGAUGGGGCAGCAUCACAAUACAAAAAUAAGAAGAACUUUGCUAGUCUAUGUAGAUUCCAGUCAAAGCAUGCAUUAAGAGCAGAAUGGCAUUUUUUUUGCAACGUCCCACGGCUAAGGUCCAUGUGAUGCUAUUGGUGGCACUCUCAAGCGAAUGGCAAAGAGAGCAAGUCUUGCUCGAGAUUAUGGAAAUACCAUAACAACUCCACGAGAGUUAUAUAACUGGGCAGUUGUACAGACAGAUAAAAAUAUAACUAAAUUAAAUUUCUGUUACGUAUCCACUGAACAGUACAUUAAAAUGUCAGAAGAUCUCGAAGAAAUAUAUAAUAACGCCAAAACAAUACCAGGCACUCAGAAAUUCCAUAGUUUUUUGCCUAUUCCUGGCGACAAAGUAAAGGCAAACAGGUAUUCUAAUUCAGAAGAUGAACCAAAAAUAUUUAGUAUGAUCGGAAAAAAAUAGAAAAGAACAUGUUUGAAAUUGGCUCUAAGACACAUAUAUAUAUUUGAA